Messenger RNA from Fundulus heteroclitus (mummichog), 2436 nucleotides. Its product is annotated as protein shisa-2. The transcript has 2 exons. The record is from RefSeq and is a predicted model, not a curated record. Lineage: Eukaryota; Metazoa; Chordata; Actinopteri; Cyprinodontiformes; Fundulidae. The coding region runs from base 247 to 1110 and encodes 287 amino acids.
UUUACCGUUUAAGGCGCCACAUGCUACAGUUUGGAACCUACUUUUGGAGACGUUGGAUCUGCUUUACGCACGGGAAUUUCUCAGCAAAUGACAACUUGCGAUUGCUCCUCAGCUCUCUUCCUUCAUCCUCUCAGGUCCUUUUGCCUCACUGACCUAAGUCAUCCUCACCCGCUGCACCAGCUUUGACGAAGGAUACUCAAAAAGGCGCCCCUCCGUGCAUCCAAACGCACCAGCGUGCGGCUGACAAUGCGGGAAGGAGGUUUCCCGAUGUCCGCCCCCGUGGUUAUGGCUCUACUUUUGAUCGUUAUAGAUGUAAAGGCCGGCGGGGAAUACUGUCACGGCUGGCGAGACUCACAGGGCGCCUGGAAAGACGGGUUCCAGUGUCCGGAGAAGAUCGACGGGGAGGACGCGAUCAUCUGCUGCGGGAAGUGCGAGCUGCGCUACUGCUGCGCCAGCACGGACGCGCGGCUGGAUCAGGGCAGCUGCGAGAACGACAGGCAGGCAGAGGUACCGGGAACGGGGAGCAAAGAGGACAAGGACUCCCAUGCAGUGCCAAUCUAUGUGCCCUUCCUCAUCGUGGGAUCUGUGUUCGUGGCCUUCAUCCUGGUGGGCUCCGUGGUCGCUGUGUGCUGCUGCCGCUGCCUCCGGCCCAAGCAGGAGCUCUCCUCGGCCGGCGCCGCGGGAAGCGGCGCCGCCGGCGGGCGCCUCCUGGAAACCAUCCCCAUGAUGGCGAGCAGCUCCAGGGGCUCGUCGUCCCUGCAGUCCAGCACGGCCACCUCGUCCAGCUCGUCGGCUCCGCCCGCCGGGGCCCGCCCCGGCCCCGCGCCGCUGAUGCGGGCCCAGGCCUCCUGCUGCCUGCCCCCCGACGCCAGCGUCUUCGUCAACAUGCCCACCAACUUCUCGGUCCUCAACUGCCAGCAGGCCACCCAGAUCAUGUCCCACCAGUCGCAGUUCAUGCACCCGCAGUACAUCGGCUACGCCCACCCCGUGUCCCCUGCCUUUUUAGACCACAGCCAGGGGGGGUACAGGCCCCUCCAGUCCCCCUGUCCUCCUCCCACAGCGGGGUCCAGCGCCACCAGUGACAAUAAAUGCCCUCCAGUGACAGUGUGACGAGGGAGCGGGCCUACAGACCACUCUGCACCUUACUGAAGCAGGGACGUUUGGGAUCCCUUACAAAGUGGAGAAAAGAAAAGAAAAGAAAAAAUACAAGGAGUCCCACUCACAUGAAGGACUUUCAAAGCUGUUCCCCGUCUGGACCUGCCCUGCUGUUGUGUGUGUGUGUGUGUGUGUGUGUGUGUGUGUGUGUGUGGCGUUUCAUAUGAUCUCUUGGCAAAGUGUCACUGAGCUAAGCUAAACCCACGAUGGGGGGUUUAUGGAUCCAUGAGCAAUUCUCUGCAAACUGAAUGUUUUAGGGUUUACCACAGGCCAGGUGGACACUAAUGCACGUUUCAAUGCAGCUCAGAUCGUCCCCACCAUGUGUUUUCGUGCGCAGGGACUCGUAUGCAAAAGUGCGGAAAGAGAUUUGCUGGCUCAUAUGUGCAGGAAUGAGUGACGACCGUUUGAUUUAUAGUAUGAAAAAUGGAUCUUUGAGCAGAAAAAAAAAAGAAAAAAAAAGAAAAGAAGAACAAGACCACAGGCAUUGCUUAGGGACCGUUGCACAUCUGCGGCUGUGAAUAUCCUCGACUGGGUUUAUACAACACGGCUUAGUUUGUUUGUGCUGAAAGCGUGAGGAGAGAAAGGAUGUGGAUAGACGUUCAGUGUGAGCGCGAAGCGUGGACGGAUGUGGUCUUGUGUGAGUAACUGUGAGUGGACUUGGGUGUAAUGGGAAAUGCAGGUGGUGGUGUGAUGUGCUGGGAGGCUGUUGCAAUCUCCCAGCAGACCAUUUAAAAUCUAAUGAAGUGAACACGGGACGCAGACUGUGACGCUCCACCUAACUUAAACCCCCGCCAUCCCUUUCACCAACCACCCAGAAAGAAAGAAAAAAAAAACAGCCCAGAGCAGAAACCCACUCACAGACCCCCAAAUAGGGCAGGAGUCACACAAAUCUGGUGGUUAAUGUUCCCUGGAAGUGUACCUGUGGCAUGAGCAAGAGUGCAAAUGCACAGCGAGGAAUCUAAAAGCCUAACUCACCAAUUAUUUCCCGUGCAAAGCAGUGGUAACUUUUUUAUAUGAGCCACAUGGGCAGUUGCCCAGGGAGGCAUUAGAAAGGGGGCUGCACCAACACCAGAUAAAAAUAGUUGACUUUGUGGGGGACUGCACUGCUUUCAUCCGGCCAGAGAAUCUCGUUUUCCCAUUUUAUUUGGCUGGAGUAGGCAGCGGCAACGGUGAAAGAUGUGAGAAACGCUGCACGGUUCAGUGAAGUUGCAGCAGCAGGAGUAGCUCCAGGCCAGGUCUGAGUCACAGUUUUCCAGGUGGGGAAAAAAAAAAAAAAAAAAA